Molecule: messenger RNA, 5067 nt
Organism: Diceros bicornis minor
Lineage: Eukaryota; Metazoa; Chordata; Mammalia; Perissodactyla; Rhinocerotidae
Gene: NCAPD3
Product: non-SMC condensin II complex subunit D3
Exons: 35
Coding region: 58-4548 (1496 amino acids)
Biological process (GO): meiotic chromosome condensation; mitotic chromosome condensation
Cellular component (GO): condensed chromosome, centromeric region; condensin complex
Molecular function (GO): histone binding
Source: RefSeq, a predicted model, not a curated record
GCGCGGGAGCGAGCUUUGAAAGUUGACCACAGCGGAGGGGAGCGGUGCUCUGCGGUCAUGGUGGCGCUGCCGGCUCUCGGGAGCGGACUGCAGCCGUGGUGCCCGCUGGAUCUCAGCCCAGAAUGGGUGGAUACAGUGUGGGAACUGGACUUCACAGAGACUGAACCUUUGGAUCCCAGCAUAGAAGCAGAGAUCAUAGAGACUGGAUUGAAUGCAUUCACAAAACUCUAUGAAAGUCUUUCCCCCUUUGCUACUGAAGAACAUGGAUCUACAGAGAGCAUUUGGACCUUCUUCGUUGAGAACAAUAUUUCUCACAGUGCACUGGUGGCAUUGUUCUAUCACUUUGUUCAAACAGUCCAUAAGAAAACCGUCAGUGUGCAGCAUCGAGAAUAUGGCCUUCAUGCCGCUGGGCUUUAUUUUCUGCUGCUGGAAGUACCAGGCAGUGUAGCCAAUCAAAUAUUCCACCCAGUGAUGUUUGACAAAUGUGUACAGAUUCUAAAGAAGAGCUGGCCUCAGGAACCUAACUUUAAUCGGAAAAGAAAGAAAGAACAGCCUAAGAACUCUCAGGCUAAUCCGAGAGGGAAUAGAAAAAGAGGAAAACCACCCAGGAAAGAGGAUAUUGAGAUGGAUGAAAUUGUGGAAGAACAGGAAGAUGAAGAGAAUAUUUGUUUUUCUGCCCGGGACCUUUGUCAAAUUCGAAAUGCCAUCUUUCACCUUUUGAAGAAUUUUUUAAGGCUUCUGCCCAAGUUUUCGCUAAAAGAAAAGCCACAGUGUGUACAAAAUUGUAUAGAGGUCUUUGUUGCAUUAACUAAUUUUGAACCAGUUCUUCAUGAAUUUCAUGUUACACAAGCCAGAAACCUUGACCAAGCAAAAUACAUACCAGAACUGGCCUAUCAUGGAUUGUAUUUGCUGUGCUCCCCAAUUCAUGGAGAAGGAAAUACGGUUAUCGGUUGUGUUUUCCAUCAAAUGCUAAAUGUGAUAUUAAUGUUAGAAGUAGGCGAAGGAUCGCAUCGUGCCCCCCUCACUAUUACUUCACCAGUCAUCAACAGUAGAAACCAGGCAGUCCAGUUUAUCAGCUCACUUGUGGAAGAACUAAAGGAAAGUAUAUUCCCAGUCCUUCGUAUCUUACUCCAGCACAUCUGUGCCAAGGUAAUAGAUAAAUCAGAGUAUCGGACCUAUGCAGCCCAGUCCCUGGUCCAGCUGCUCGGCAAACUUCCUUGUGGGGAAUAUGCCACAUUCAUUGCCUGGCUUUACAGAUAUUCACGAAGUUCCAAGAUCCCACACAGGGUUUUCACUCUCGAUGUUGCCUUAGCUCUGUUAGAACUGCCUGAAAGAGAGGUGGAUAACACUCUCUCCUUGGAGCAGCACAAGUUCUUAAAGCAUAAGUUCUUGGUGCAGGAAAUUAUGUUUGACCGUUGUUUAGACAAGGCACCAACUGUCCGCAGCAAGGCGUUGUCCAGUUUUGCCCAUUGCCUGGAGUCGUCUGUUACCACUGCAUCAGAGAGCAUGCUGGAACUUCUGAUUAACAGUCCUACAAUUUCAGGAACUGAGAGCCACCCUGGUACCUUACUGAGAAAUUCAUCAGCUUUUUCCUGUCAGAGGCAGACACUUAACCCUUCCAGAGGCUCAGGGGUGAUCAAUAUGGACAACAGUGGUGAAACAGUUGGAUCUAGGGAAAGAUGUGUCAUGGAAAUGCUAAAGAAGAGAAUCCGGGAUGAGAAGACCAACGUUAGGAAGUCUGCGCUCCAGGUAUUAGUGAGCAUUCUGAAGCACUGGGGCGUCUCCAGCAUGAAAGAAGAGCUGUUGAUUCUGCAGGAGCAGUGUCGAGACCCUGCAGUGUCUGUCCGGAAGCAGGCCCUACAGUCUCUCACUGAACUUCUUAUGGCCCAUCCUAGAUGUGUCCAGAUACAGAAAGCAUGGCUGAUGGGGAUCAUCCCAGCUGUAAUGGACUGUGAGAGCACUGUGCAGGAAAAGGCCCUGGAGUGCCUUGACCAGCUCCUGUUGCAGAACAUUAAGCAUUACAGUAAAUUUCAUAGUGGAGAUGACAGCCAGGUGCUAGCUUGGGCACUGCUUGCUCUCCUCAGUACGGAAAGCCAGGAACUGAGCCGCUAUUUAAAUAAGGCUUUUCAUAUCUGGUCCAAGAAAGAUAAAUUCUCACCCACUUUUAUAAACAACAUGAUAUCCCACACUGGCACGGGACAUUCUGCACCAGCCUGGAUGCUGCUCUCCAAGAUUGCUUGCUCAUCACCCAAGCUGGACUACACCAAAAUAAUAGAGUCCUGGGAGAAAAUCAGCAGUCAACAGAAUCCCAAUUCAAACACCUUAGGACAUAUUCUGUGUGUUAUUGGGCAUAUUGCAAAGCAUCUUCCUAAGAGCACCCGAGACAAGGUGACUGAUGUCGUCAAGUGUAAGCUGAAUGGAUUCCAGUGGUCUCUAGAGUUGAUCAGCUCAGCUGUUGAUACUUUACAAAGACUCUGUAGAGCAUCUACAGAGACCCCUGUGGAGGAACAGGAAUUACUGAAGCAGGUGUGUGGGGAUGUCCUCUCUACCUGUGUGCACUGCCUCUCCAACGUAGUUCUGAAGGAAGGUGGAGCCGACAAUAUGGAUGAAGACCUGUUGGUGAAGUACAUUUUCACCUUGGGAGAUAUAGCCCAACUCUGUCCAGCCAGAGUGGAGAAGCGAGCCUUCCUUCUGAUUCAGUCCAUUCUAGCUUCCUCUGCUGAUGCAGAUCAUUUAGCAUCAUCUCAAGGUAGCAGUGAAGCCCCCGCCUCUCAGCUGCUCUCUCAAGUCAGAGGCUCUGUCAUGCCUUCUGGGAUUAGAGCACAUGCCAUCAUUACCUUAGGUAAGCUGUGCUUACAGCAUGAAGAUCUUGCAAAGAAGAGCAUCCCAGCCCUUGUGCGCGAGCUUGAGGUGUGCGACGAUGUGGCUGUUCGCAACAAUGUUGUCAUUGUUAUGUGUGAUCUCUGUAUCCGGUACACUGUCAUGGUGGACAAAUACAUUCCCAAUAUCUCCAUGUGCUUGAAGGAUUCAGAUCCGUUCAUCCGGAAACAAACGCUCAUCUUGCUCACCAAUCUCUUGCAGGAGGAGUUUGUGAAAUGGAAGGGCUCUCUGUUCUUUCGAUUUGUCAGCACCUUGAUAGAUUCACACCCAGACGUCGCCAGUUUCGGGGAGUUCUGCCUAGCUCACCUGUUGCUGAAGAGGAACCCUGCCAUGUUCUUCCAGCACUUCAUUGAGUGUAUCUUCCACUUCAACAGCUAUGAGAAGCAUGAGAAGUACAACAGAUUCCUCCAGUCCGAGAGAGAGAUUCAGCUGUUUUCACUGAAGGGAAAGGCCAACAAGGAGAAACGAAUGAAAAUCUACAAGUUUCUUCUAGACCACUUCACAGAUGAACAGCGAUUCAAUAUCACCUCCAAAAUCUGCCUUAGUAUUUUGGCAUGCUUUGCCGACGGCAUCCUGCCCCUGGAUUUGGAAGCCAGUGAGUUACUCUCAGAUACAUUUGAGGUCCUCAGCUCAAAGGAGAUCAAGCUUUUGGCAAUGAGAUCUAAACCAGAUAAGGACCUCAUUAUGGAAGAGGAUGACAUGGCCCUGGCCAAUGUGGUCAUGCAGGAAGCUCAGAAAAAGCUCAUCUCCCAGGUUCAGAAGAGGAAUUUCAUAGAAAAUAUUAUUCCAAUUAUCAUCUCCCUGAAGACUGUGCUAGAGAAAAAUAAGAUCCCAGCUUUGCGGGAACUCAUGAACUAUCUCAGGGAAGUGAUGCAGGAUUACCGAGAUGAAGUCAAGGAUUUCUUUGCAGUUGACAAACAGCUAGCGUCAGAGCUCGAGUACGACAUGAAGAAGUACAGUGAACAGCUGGCCCAGGAGCAAGAGCUGGCACAGCAAGCCGACAUGCACAGGGGGGCUGCAGGCGCUGACGGGGCACAGGCCGUGCAGGUUGCUCCAAGUCUGGAAAUAACACCAGUCCUUGCUGGCCGGGAGCACGCCACUGCGCCCCCUGCCAAGAGCCAGCCCGCCACACCCAGGCCCCGUGCUGGCCAAGCACCCCCUUCACCUGAAACUGGGCCCUGGAGGAGGUUCAUGCCCAAGGCCAGGCCCAUGUCCCUGAGCACCAUUGCAAUCCUGAAUUCUGUCAAGAAAGCCGUGGAGUCGAGCAGCAGGCAUCGGAGUCGGAGCGCAGGAGUGCUGCCUUUCACUUUAAAUCCUGGCAGCCCAGACAGAACAGGGAGUCGCGCAUCUUCCUUCAGCUUGGAGCCAGAGUCUAGUGGAGCUGUUGGCCAUCUAACUAAACGAGCAGUCAGCACUCCUGAGAAGACCAUCAGUGAUGUCACGUUUGGCGCAGGAGUCAGCUACAUAGACACAUCGCAGACUCCUUCCUCAGUCAAAGAGAAAAUUGAAGCCAAGAGUCAAGGAAAUGACAUUUUAUGUUUAUCAUUACCUGAUAAACCGCCCCCACAGCCUCAGCAGUGGAAUGUGAAGUCUCCAGCCAGAAGUAAAGACAACCCAGCCCCCAGUAGGAGGUCGCUCCGAAAGACCCCCCUGAAAACAGCCAACUGAACCAGUGCGUUCUGAGAAGGGAGUGCCAGGAAGGCAGGAGCUGUGAGGGAGCAUCCUUGUUUCCGAGUGUGGAAAGGCAGGCGCAUCACUUCCCUCACACCGGAGGACGCUUUCGUUAUGUGAAGUCAGAGCUGCUACUCGUGGUUCCGGCACUCUCUUAAUUGUUCACCUGGGGAGCUGGCCAGUCUUCUAAAUUUCUCUUUAUGAAAUAUGUGGUAAAAAAUUGUAAAGUAAUAGAGAAAUGCCUUAGCUAUUUAAUAUUAUGACUUUCUCCAUUUGCAAGAAUCAAGUCCAUUCUGAUAAACUGUCUUCUGGUCCUUAAGGAACACAACUUAACGUGUCAGUUGUCUGUUAUAUAAAUCAAGUCUCUCUUAGCUGGUUUGAUUUCUUAUUGUACCUAGUUUCCCAUAUCUAAUAAGAUUUUGAUUGUAAUAUGUUUUCUCUUUUUUAUAAAUGGCAGAUUUUUUCAACAGUGCACAGCUUUGUAAAAUGGAAUAAUAAAGGUUAAGCAUAAAUAUA